CACAUAGACCAACCCUCUCAGCAACCCCCUCCCUCCCCUCCGCCUCUGUCUCAAAACCCAUCCCCUCUUCUAAAAACAAAAGGACCCAAAGGAAAACCACCGUCCCCCUCGGUUUUCCCUCUCUCUAUCUCUCUCUUAAAAUCUCAUCUUCUCUUCCAAAACAAAGAAAGUCCCAAGGAAAAAACCACCUUCCCACUUGGUAUUCCCUGCCUGUCGUUUUGUUUUCUUUCUGGAGCCGAAACCACUGUUGUAUCUGUCUUAUAUCCCUCGCAAUCUCUCGGCCUCACUCGAUCUCGAUCCCGAAGCAAGACCGCAUCUUGUGGCCGCUCUGCGGCCCCCUCCCCUUCGGCCCUUUCGUCGUCGUUUCCUUCCGCCAAAUCCACAGCCUUGGGAUAGAUACGGCCGAAGCCCGUAUCCCCUCCCCUGUCUACCAUUCUCUCUCGGUCGCCAGAUGGUGAGAACCGGAUAAAUGAGGCCUCUGUAGCCGUCAUUCACGCUCUCCCUCUGUACCAUUUUUCCGCGAAAUCUCGACUUUUCGAUCGGAAUAGGUGGAAAGAUCUCUGGAUUGAGGGAAAGGCGGGAUCUUGGAAUGAGAAGGACCAAAAAGAUCGGAUUUUGGUGCGCCUUUCUUUCUAUUAUCUGUUACUGCUAAGGUAUGGGAAAGAAAGCAUUUUCCUUUUUCUUUUGCUGUUGGUCUUAGUUUGGCCCUGUUCUUGUUUGAUCGAUGUCCUUUUUUUGAGCUCAUUUUUUCCGAUUUUCUUCUUUUUCUAGUGCUUGAGGUUAAAUGAUGGAUAGAGACGGCAAUACUCGCGCAUUAUGUGAUGAGAUCGUGGGGCUUGUUUGUGGGAUGUAGUGGUAUCUUUCUUGCUAAGAUGCUUGAGAAGAACAUAGUCUAGGGUUUGGUUUUCGGAAUAGUUACAUGCUCUCUCUUUUAUCGAGGUUAUUCACAUAAAACAGUUUGGAAACGGCCUUAGGAAUGGCAAUUCUUUUAUGAUUUCUUACAAUAUUGUCCUAUGUGAACCGAUUCAGUCCAAUCAGAAGAUUGGGUUAUUGUUUUGUUCUUCGUUGAAUGGUAUUGUUAUCCUUAUGGAGGGUGAGACAUCAUGGGAGUCUCUUUCUAUUAGCCACUUUGGAAAUGAGGUUGCUGACAUUGAACCAGUUUCUGAGGGCUGUGAUGAAGGUGAAGAAUUAACAGUUUCCUUAGAUAGCAUUCUUCCAGAUGAUAUCUUAGAAAGAAUCCUGUCCUUUUUGCCGAUUGCAAGCAUCAUCAGGGCUGCAUCUGUAUGCAAAAGAUGGUAUGAUAUCAUCCACUCAAAGAGGUUUCUAUGGGCCAACAAGUUGCCUCAGAAGCCAUGGUACUACAUGUUUACCCAUAGUGAGUCUCCGGCUGGUUAUGCUUAUGACCCAAUACUUCGGAAGUGGUAUGGCUUCGAUCUUCCUUGCAUCGAGAAAAGUAACUGGUUUGUCUCUUCGUCAUGCGGAUUAGUUUGCUCCAUGGACAAUGACAGUAGGAGCCGCAUUUUUGUUUUCAACCCAAUCACGAAAGACUGGAAGAUGCUAUUGGAACCUCCUGGUGCAAAAUUUCCAGAUUAUAGUACCCUUGCUAUAUCUGUGGACAGGAAGUCUCAUGAUUAUACUGUUGUCAUGGCAAAAUCGAAGCAGGUGCCUGGUGAUUUCCUUCAAUGGGACCUCUGCAUCCACAUAUAUGAGUCUGGGAGUAGAUCAUGGAUCACACCCAUCAAAGAAGUUUUGACAGGAUGGAGGGGAGGUGAUGAGAGUGUGAUUUGCGAUGGAGUUUUGUACUGUUUGAUUCACUCUACUGGUGUUUUAGGGACUGCUGACCUUCGCCAUGGUCUGAUCAUGUAUGAUCUUUCUGCCCAAUCUUCUCACACUUCUCUGAUGCGCACCUUUGUACCAGUUCCUUGCUCCCUCACCUGUGGCCGGCUGAUGAACCUCAAAGAGAGGCUGGUCAUGGUCGGUGGGAUAGCAAAAUAUGACAGGCCGGACAUCAUCAAGGGAAUAGGCAUCUGGGAGCUUCAUAAGAAUGUGUGGCAAGAGGUUGCCCGAAUGCCGCACAGAUUUUUCCAAGGAUUUGGUGAGUUUGAUGAUGUUUUUGCAAGCAGUGGCACUGAUGAUCUCAUAUAUAUACAAAGCUAUGGAGCUACUGCUUUGCUUGUUUUUGACAUGAGCCAGAAGCAGUGGAAAUGGUCGGUCAAGUGCCCUGUGACAAAAAGAUUUCCUCUUCAGCUUUUCACUGGUUUCUGCUUUGAACCAAGGCUUGAAGUGGCCUCCUGAAUUGUUUUCUUCAGUGUUGGAUUUGAUGGAAUCGCAGUGAUCUAUAAAUUGUUUUGUUGUUUUUGGAGUCAUUUUGAAAGUUUUUGUGGGCUUGAAGCUUAUAGAAAUUGUUUUUGUUAUAGAGGAAAUCAUUUCUGAAAAUGUUGCUGGUGAUCCUUGUUCUUUACUUUCAUAUCUCUGUGGACAGGAUACUCUGUGAUGUCUUCUGGCACAGUUGAUGUAUAGAAUGUCAAGAGGAGCGGACUCCCGUUUUACUGUGAUUAUAAUUUCUGCAUCAUUUGGGAAAAAGUUGUGUUUCUUUUGCUGUUUUGCUUAAUCUUCUAUGAUUUUAUUUCCCUUAUCAAUAUCAAUAUUCCACUCAUAUGUAUGUCUUAAAUAUCAUUUGUAUCCAUCUUUGGUUUCUUUUGCUAGUUUCAAAAAGGCUAUUUUCUUUC
Molecule: messenger RNA, 2729 nt
Organism: Elaeis guineensis (African oil palm)
Lineage: Eukaryota; Viridiplantae; Streptophyta; Magnoliopsida; Arecales; Arecaceae
Source: RefSeq, a predicted model, not a curated record